CUGACCUGUCAUCCUAUGGCUACAGCAUAUACAUAUGCACAUGCCGUAACAUAUUGCAACUCGCAACACAACCCGCCCAUAAUUCCCAUCCUCUCAACCAACCAACACCCUCCACGUGUCACCCUUCCCUCCUCAAUCCCACACUUUAUUAGCACCAUUACCACCUUCAACUUGAAGCACUUUCCAUCACAUUCCCUCCACACAGUCAUGGUUACCCAAACGCAACAAAACGCUCCCUCGUCUUCCCCCGAACUGGGUUUUAAGCUGGUUGGAUUCAAAAACUUCGUCCGAACCAACCCGAAAUCGGACCGCUUCAAGGUAAUCCGGUUCCACCAUGUGGAGUUCUGGUGCACCGACUGCUCCGGCGACCUCAAUUUCCUCUUCUCCGCUCCUUAUUCCGCCUCAAUCGCCGGCGAUGGUGCCUCCGCUUCCUUUCCCUCCUUCUCUGCCUCUGAUUGCCACUCCUUCGCAGCUAAACACGGCCUCGCCGUCCGCGCCGUCGCCAUCGAGGUGGAAGACGCCUCCGCCGCCUUCUCCGCCAGCGUCGCCAACGGCGCGAAACCUGUAUCUCCGGCGGUUCUCCUCGACAACAGCGUCGGAUUCGCCGAGGUUCAUCUCUACGGCGACGUCGUUCUCCGCUACAUCAGCUACUCCGCCCCGACCCGAGAAUCAAACCUGAAUCCUACCUUACGGUUCCUCCCUGGAUUCGAAGCCGUGGAGGCUGAUUCGUCGUUCCCGGAGCUAGAUUACGGUAUUCGGCGACUCGACCACGCCGUCGGGAACGUGCCGGAGCUGGCGCCGGCAGUGAAUUACUUGAAGAAAUUCACCGGAUUCCACGAGUUCGCUGAGUUCACGGCGGAGGACGUUGGAACGAGUGAGUCAGGGCUGAACUCGGUGGUUCUUGCGAGCAACGAUGAGAUGGUUCUUCUUCCGUUGAACGAACCGGUGUACGGAACAAAGAGGAAGAGCCAGAUUGAGACGUACCUGGAGCACAACGAAGGUGCAGGGUUGCAGCACUUGGCGUUGGUCUCCGAAGACAUAUUCAGGACUCUGAGGGAGAUGAGGAAGAGAAGCACCAUCGGCGGUUUUCAGUUCAUGCCGUCUCCGCCGCCAACGUAUUACCGGAACUUGAAGAAGCGUGCCGGUGAUGUGCUGAGUGAUGAACAGAUUAAGGAGUGUGAGGAGCUUGGAAUUCUUGUUGAUAGGGACGAUCAGGGCACUCUGCUUCAGAUUUUCACCAAACCUGUUGGUGAUAGGCCAACCAUUUUUAUAGAGAUAAUUCAGAGAAUUGGAUGCAUGCUCAAGGAUGAAGAAGGAAAGGUGUACCAAAAAGGUGGAUGUGGGGGUUUUGGAAAAGGCAACUUCUCUGAGCUUUUUAAAUCCAUUGAAGAAUAUGAGAAGACUUUGGAAAGUAGAAGAACUGCAUAAUGGGAUUCGGUCCCUUGCAAUUUCCCUGAAAAAUGAGAACUACCAGUGACUGAAUAAGCUAUGUUAUUUAGAUCCAAUAAUCAAAAGCUCAUAGAUAAAGCAACACAAUUACACAGUCACUUGGGCAAUGCUCCUUUCUUCUUGUAUUAUUUACCAUAUAGUUGUGCAUGAAUGAUAAAAUAAUCUUUGGUACUAAAAUGGUCAAAAUAUAUUCUCUUCAGGACUAUUGCCCUUACAAGUGAUGUUAAAAUCUUAACUUGCUUGAAUGUUAAUAUCUUUUAGCUUUCAA
This is a messenger RNA of Arachis ipaensis, 1717 nucleotides long. It is a transcript of the gene PDS1, whose product is annotated as 4-hydroxyphenylpyruvate dioxygenase. Gene Ontology annotation, molecular function: 4-hydroxyphenylpyruvate dioxygenase activity. The record is from RefSeq and is a predicted model, not a curated record. NCBI's taxonomy places the organism in Eukaryota, Viridiplantae, Streptophyta, Magnoliopsida, Fabales, Fabaceae. Gene Ontology annotation, biological process: L-tyrosine catabolic process.